AUGGACAGUCCAGAGGAACAGUAUAUUGAUUCCCGUCCGUCAAGGGAUCAAGUUAGUUUACGGCCGUCGCUGAGUGCGACAUCUAGUAUGUUCGUGACGAAUGCGACUUCUGAACCAACAACGUCAAUUACUUUAGAUCAAACGCUCUUUCGAGCCUCUACGCCUCCACUUGAAGCCAUUUCUGAUCGCAAUGAUAAUGAUAAUAGUAAUGAUGAUGAUGAUAACGAUGAUAAUGAUAAUGAUGACGAUGCUUUGUUGGAAUCCCUAUCGCAAAGUAUAAACUCCUAUGAGAAUUCGGUUAGCAGAUUUAGUCACCGGGUUGUAAGCACCGAUAUACCAACCGUUUUCAUCGAUGAAGCACCAGGUGGCAACGAUGAGUUGUCAUCUUGGAAUAAAAAUUUCUUUAUUCUAACUUCAGCGGGGAAACCGAUCUAUUCGAUGCACGGCAGAGAUCAGCAGGUGACAUCUCUUGCAGGUAUCAUUAACACGAUAAUGAGUUACUUCCAACUUAGAAACUCCGAAGAUAUUAGAACCAUUUCAUCCGGGAAUGCCAAAUUUUCAUUUUUGAACCGGUCUCCCAUUAUACUGGUGGCAUAUUCGCGUAAGGGGGAGACGUCAAAUGAACUGAUCAACCAGUUGGAUUUCUUACACUCUUACUUGAUUUCUUCACUAAGUCAGAGGCAACUAUCGCGAUUCUUCAAUAAGAGGGAAAAUUUUGAUCUAAGGAAUUUCCUGGAGGCAACAGAUUUCGAAAACUUGGAUGAGAUUUGUUCACUCAUUUGCGAGAGACUUUACCCAGACGUGUUAUUGGGGGCUUUACAAUGUCUCACACUGAAAAAAACUUAUAGAACACAGAUACACAAUGCCAUGCUGCAAUGCCUACUCAAGGAAUCUGACCUGCCGAGAGGUACCAUACUUUAUGGGCUUAUCGUCGCUCCAAACAACAAGCUUUGUUCGGUGUUACGACCCAGAGGUCACACUUUACACACGACAGAUUUGCACUUGUUAUUCUGCCUCAUAUACCAUCAGUUUCAAAAUCUUCAAAACCAACAGGAGAUGUGGGUGCCCAUAUGCUUCCCUAAAUUUAAUUCGAAUGGGUUCCUCUACUGUUAUAUCAAAUUUAUGACUAAUGCACCGCAACAAGUCUCAGGUCCCAAACCGGUCCUUGUGCUAAUUAGCGCACAGAAAGAUGCCUUUUUUCCGUUGAAGAGUUUAGGUACUAAUCUCAUCAGAAGCUUACAAUCAAGCGAACUGAUUGAUAAAUUAUACCGAGCAAAGAGUAUCAAGAUUACCGAUGUUCCGGCGCCUUUAGUGCACCAUUUCAUUUAUAAAUCCAGGAAACACGUCCAGUACGUAAUGCCCGAAUUACAAUUUGCAACGCAACCUGACACAGAGUCGACCAGUGAGCAAACUUUAGGAUACGAAAAGAAAAUUAUGACUUACUACCAACAAAUUCAUAAAUCUUUGGUUCGUGACGAUGGAGGUUCUUUCAGCAGAUCCACAUUGAGUUUUGUGCAAUGGACGGCUACAGACUCUCUAAGUACUGUGACCGAUCAGAGUUUGUUCCAGGAGGAAAAUAUUAGCAUGAUGGGGCUAGCCUGGAUAACUCCGAGCUUUGAACUCUAUCUGAUCUGUAACAACGGUACCAAUGACAAAAAUGUUGUUUUAAAGAGUGCAAAAAAAAUCGUUAGUUGGUGCAGGAAACACGAGGAAAGAUUAUUUGUUAAUGAGGGGGCAAUCUUUUAA
This is a messenger RNA of Torulaspora delbrueckii, 1746 nucleotides long. RefSeq names its product guanine nucleotide exchange factor MON1 (gene MON1). The transcript has a single exon. Gene Ontology annotation, biological process: vesicle-mediated transport; protein targeting to vacuole. Gene Ontology annotation, cellular component: fungal-type vacuole membrane; Mon1-Ccz1 complex. The record is from RefSeq and is a predicted model, not a curated record. NCBI's taxonomy places the organism in Eukaryota, Fungi, Ascomycota, Saccharomycetes, Saccharomycetales, Saccharomycetaceae. The coding region runs from base 1 to 1746 and encodes 581 amino acids.